AUGUCUUUGGAAUAAAAACAAAAUUUACUUGUUAAAGAAAUCAUUGAUAAAGGAUUUAAUAUUGACAACUUUUAAAAGUUUAUAGAUUAACGUCACGACUUGGAAGAAUGGGAUUAUGAUGAAUUGGUAGAUGUUAUCAAAAAAUUCUAAGAUCAAUAGAAUGAUUACUUUUAAGUACUUAAAUGCAAUAGGACCAUUCCUAAUGCAAUAUCUAAUUUAGAAAAUUUGACAUCCACAGUAGUUGGUUAUGAAAAAGUACAAAAAGGUAUUUUCAUGAGUACAUAUGUAUACUUCAAAAUUGAAACCAAACCUAUUAAUUGGAUUGUGAAGAGGACGUAUGAGGAAUUUAUUGCACUUAAAAAUAUGCUUAAUAAAUAUUAUACUGUACCUAAUAUACCUAAUUAAAGAAAAUCACCUGUUGAGUUUACAUAUAUUAAGUAAUUAAGACAUUUGCAAAUGUUUUUGAAUUUCAUUUUAUUAGAUCAAGAAAUAAGAAGCCUUCCAGUCAUUCAAGACUUUUUAUCUUUAGAUUAAUUUUAACAUAACUAAGCGAUAACUUUUACAACUUUGAAUGGAGAUUUUGGUAUCAGAAUUAAUAAGCCAAUUGCUUGUUUUAUAAAAUAGUCUGAUUAUUUCUUAAACAAUGUCUAACCCUUGUAAAAAAAAGCUUAUAAAUUAGUAAAACAAUUAAUGAAGCAUAUGUAGUAACAAAAUCAAACUUUAGUUUAAUUAUCAGAUGUAUAUAAAGAAUUAUUUAAAGAAUCAAAAGCAUAAAAUGCAAGAUUAAAAGAUAGUUAUAUUAUAGCUAGUCAUUUAUUUGAAUAAUGGUCAAAAAUAUAAACAGACAAUAUAAAAAUAUUGAACGAAACUAUUUAUGCAUAGUAAAGAUUUUAAUUUCAUUAAAUUACACCUUUAAAGGAUAUUUUAAAUCAAAGAGAAAAACAUUAUUGUUAAUUAUAUGAAUUUUCAAAUAAACUAAAAGCAAAAAAAGAAAAACUAUUUUAACAAGGAGAAAUUGUCAAAUGGGAUUUAGAUGAAAGCUAUCUAGAUAGUUUUAAAAUAGAAUAAAUAAAAUCAACUCCAUAAAUAGCAUUUUAAUGUAUGUGUAAAACUGUAAUUUAUAUUAAAAUUAUAUCAGGAUAAUUUACAUUUAUAAAUUCUGAAAAAUCAAUUUGGUUAGAUUAAUUUAAGGGCCUAUGAAGCUAUUGAUUAUGUAAUUAAAUAUGCUUCAUUGUAAAUAAAAGAACACCUUGAAAAAUUUGCCUAAUCUAUGAUGAUAACUUUAAAUUAAUACCAAAAGUUAUGGACUGAUACAUUAGAUAAUCUUGCUGUAUCAUGA
Molecule: messenger RNA, 1339 nt
Organism: Paramecium sonneborni
Lineage: Eukaryota; Ciliophora; Oligohymenophorea; Peniculida; Parameciidae
Source: the annotation of a GenBank genome assembly